Messenger RNA from Aphanomyces astaci, 1558 nucleotides. Its product is annotated as CAMK/CAMKL protein kinase. The record is from RefSeq and is a predicted model, not a curated record. Gene Ontology annotation, molecular function: protein kinase activity; ATP binding. Bases 19 to 972 code for a protein of 317 amino acids. Gene Ontology annotation, biological process: protein phosphorylation. The transcript has a single exon. Lineage: Eukaryota; Oomycota; Saprolegniomycetes; Saprolegniales; Verrucalvaceae.
UUUCCAAUUCUUGGAGCGAUGGCAACGUGUCGAUAUGUACAGGUGCGGCCGCUGGCGCCGCCAGACGUGAUCUUGUGCCGUGACCUGUGCACGGACAUGGACGUAGUGCUGAAGCGGAAUGAAAGCACCCCCGUGGACGCCGGCGUCGAGUGUGCGAUCUACCACAUGCUCCAUGCCGCAGGAGGACACCAGAACAUUCUGCCCCUUCUCGAAUGCAUCCACGACGACGACUCGCACGUGUGCCUCGUGCUGGAGUACUGUCCGAACGGCGAUCUAUUCGACCUUGUCCUUGCAAACAAGCGCAUUGGCACCCACAUGUCCCUCGUGUACCUCGAGCAACUCUCGUCGGCGGUUGUGACACUCCACGCGCUCGGGUACGCGCACGGCGAUCUGUCCUUAGAAAACGUCCUUCUUGGCCGGGACAUGCAAGUUCAACUCAUGGAUUUUGGCGCGGCGGUUCCGCUCCAUGUUCCUACGACCUGGGCUGGUGGCAAGCGCAACUAUAUGGCGCCGGAAAUCUUCACUGGAUUGCCAUGGGACCCCGCGGCUGCGGACGUGUGGGCCCUUGCGAUGACGUUCUUUGCCAUGCUCACGGGUGACUUUCUCCUGGACGACUCAGUCGUUCGCGACCCGAUCUACCCUAUUCUCGUUCAACAAGGCUUCCGCGGCGUCCUCCAUCAUAUGCCGCAGUGGGCAGCGCUUGUUCCCGAAGCCUUCGUGCCGCUCCUCGAGCAAAUGCUUCUAGUCGACCCGCGCGCGCGCCUCUCCAUGACGUCGGUGUUGCAGUACGCCAAAUUUCUCUUGGCGCUCCUCCUCCAUGAAGAGUCUGCGUCGUUGCGACCACCCUCGCCGACUCGGUCGCAUUCCCCGCGCCACAAGAUCAUGCGUCCUCGGACGUUGUAUCGAUUCAACGAUAUUUAUGCGCGGAUUCCUGCCGCCGCCACGACACCCGCGUUUAUCCGUUGCAUCUGAAUACUUCCUUAUUUAAAAUGAUAUUCUAUAAAUGAAACAAAUGAGUCUCGUCAUUUUCAUCGGUAUUGCACAAGACGCAUGGCGGUCUGGGGGCGGCGCGGUGGCAAGGCCGUCGCCGCCGACUUGUCGGCCUGUCGCCUCUGCUGUACUUGUUGGUGAUGCUGUAGUUGCAACUUGGACGGAAUCGCAUGAUGGUACCCCAAGUGCCCCGUCGCAUUGAGCAUGGCCUCGGUGGACGUGCCGCUAGUCGUCGAAGGACGCCGUCGCGGGGUCGGCCGGUACCCCGUCAUGGGUGCGACGACGCCCAAGCCCACACUCUUGUUGAGGCUGAGUUCCCAUCGUGAUACUCCCAGGGAUUUCCAUAGGCGUGGGGUAUCAGCUGCCCGAUACCAGCGAAAGCACACUUGCAUGGCCAUGCCCAACGACCUACGAGUGACAACCUUGAAAGUAACUUGACCAAGCGAUGACGCAGAGUAGUAAGUACCUAGUGUCGAGGAACGAGAGGAUGGCUUCGCGGUGAGCAGACCGCAGGGCCGCGUCGCCAUCGGGAGCUGAAUAAGGAGAAAGAAACCAAGUCUCAACAGUG